This is a messenger RNA of Glycine soja, 1387 nucleotides long. RefSeq lists its product as uncharacterized. Gene Ontology annotation, molecular function: crossover junction DNA endonuclease activity; 5'-flap endonuclease activity. NCBI's taxonomy places the organism in Eukaryota, Viridiplantae, Streptophyta, Magnoliopsida, Fabales, Fabaceae. The coding region runs from base 72 to 1178 and encodes 368 amino acids. Gene Ontology annotation, biological process: double-strand break repair via homologous recombination. The transcript has 4 exons. Gene Ontology annotation, cellular component: Slx1-Slx4 complex. The record is from RefSeq and is a predicted model, not a curated record.
AUAGACAAACAUAUCUACCAGUCUCGACUCAACGGUCAUAUUUCAUUAGAGAGAGAGAGAGAGAGAGAGAGAUGCGGAAGAGAAAGGGUGCAUCUGCAGUGGUAGAAGACGAAGAAGAAAACGAAAACGAGGAUUGUGAAGGAAAUGGUUUCUUUGCUUGCUACCUCUUGACAUCCCUCAGCCCCCGCUACAAAGGCCACACUUAUAUCGGAUUCACAGUGAAUCCGAGGCGCCGGAUCAGGCAACACAAUGGGGAGAUUGGGUGUGGAGCUUGGAGAACGAGGAAGAGGAGGCCUUGGGAGAUGGUUUUGUGUAUCUAUGGCUUCCCAACAAAUGUCUCUGCUCUUCAGUUUGAAUGGGCAUGGCAGCACCCUGUUGAAUCAUUGGCGGUAAGGAAGGCAGCUGUGGAGUUUAAAUCCCUCUCAGGAAUUGCCAACAAGAUUAAACUUGCAUACACAAUGCUCACCCUUCCAUCCUGGCAGAGCAUGAAUAUCACUGUGAACUUCUUCUCCACUAAGUACAUGAAACACUGUGCUGGUUGCCCGAGCUUGCCCGCACACAUGAAGACCAAGUUUGGCUCACUGGAUGAACUUCCAUGUUAUAAUGAAGGCAUUGAUGGUUUGUCAGAGAAUGAAGAUGAUAAUAUUGAUGAAGUAGAAUUCAAUAAUAAUACUAGUACUAGUGGUUCUGUUCCAGAUGUGGGUGAUGAUUUAGUCACUCCUGAUUCACCAGAAAAUCCAAAUCACAGGGACAAGAUUAGCGAAGCAUUUGAGUGGAACAAAGAAUCUGAAGUAAGACAACCACUAGGUAAUUCAUUUUCUUCACAAGAGCAGAGCCAACCGUUUAGUUCUACAACGCCACUGACAAUGAAAUCAUCUUCAACAACUUCAUUACAUAGAGUAGAUAUUAUUGAAGAUGAUUUUAUGAGUGUGAUCAAUAAGAGUGGUGCUGAUUUGAUUCAACCAGAACCUGAGCAAUCAGGUGCUACAUCAGCAGCCAAUAAAAAUCAUGAUGUCAGCCACACAUUUGUUGUGCCCAAUGAAGCUGAGAUUAUCGAUUUGUCAACCCCCUCCCCUAGUUGCAGAAGUGUUUUGGAUAGGAAGAAGAGAAGAGUUUCCUCUUCUGUUGGUACUGAUUUUAUUGACUUAACCAACUCCCCCAACUUUGUCCAAUUGUAAGGCUUUGGCCUGCCACAACACUGAUGUGAUGUGAUGAGAAAACAUAAUUUGUUAAAUAAUCUGCUUUGUCACACUCCAUUAUCUUUCUCAGAUAUGGAUCACACAAAGCAGUUAUUGACAACAGAGACCACCAAUGAAUGUGUAAGAAUGGAGAAUUCUGAACAAAUAAAUAUUAUCUUGUUUGUUUCCUCAAGGUUUGGUUACUGCCA